Messenger RNA from Dermatophagoides pteronyssinus (European house dust mite), 458 nucleotides. RefSeq lists its product as uncharacterized. The record is from RefSeq and is a predicted model, not a curated record. NCBI's taxonomy places the organism in Eukaryota, Metazoa, Arthropoda, Arachnida, Sarcoptiformes, Pyroglyphidae. Gene Ontology annotation, cellular component: mitochondrial ribosome.
AGAGAAACAAAAAAAAUAUUCACAUCUGCUGAAUGUAAAAUAAUUUGAAAUUUUCAUAUUUUCAAUUUGAAAUCCAAAAACAAUGAGAUUUACAUUAAUUCUGCAAUCAUUUCGACGUGAAUUUAUUGGUCCGAUACCGAAACAUAAAGGAAAUGUACUUAUCGGACGAAAACGUUUUGUACCACCGGUAACAAUGGGUAAAAAAAUUGGUCUCGUUCAACAAUUAGCCUAUGAAGAAGAAGUGAUGAAAUAUCUAAGUAAACCAUAUGUAAAUGAAACACAAGAAUGUCAAUAUUUAGAAUCAAAAAAUAUGGAACGGCCACCGUAUUGGGAUGAUUUUUCUCGUAUGACUAUUGAACAACCAUUAAAACAAUCAUAUUCAGCAGAUUAUUUGGAAAAAUUAAAUUCAUCUCGUUCAUUUGAAGAAGAAAAUUGAAUCUUUUUUCAAUAAAUAGAUA